CAUAAAUAAGAUCCAUAGGCUCGAAACCCCGGUCUAUGUGCUCUUGACUGUCGUCCCCUUCCCUGCUGCAUCGUUUCAAUUGCAGGGCGUGCGCAAGCUCGCUCGUUCGCUCGCUCAUGGCGUCCGCUCCUUCCAAGCUCUACGCAGACGACGUCAGCCUCCUCGUGGUGCUGCUGGACACAAACCCUUUCUUCUGGAGCGCUUCCUCUCUCCCGUUCUCCAAGUUCAUCUCUCACGUGAUUUCGUUCUUGAAUUCGGUUCUGCUGCUCAAUCAGCUGAACCAAAUCGUGGUGAUAGCCACGGGGCACAACUGCUGCGACUACCUUUAUGAUUCUUCCUCUCCGGUGAACCGGUCGUCGGGGACGGGGAAAUUGUCGGCUCUGUCCGUUGAUCUUCUGGAGAAAUUGGAGGAAUUCGUGAUUCGGGAUGAGAAGUUGUUGAAGAAAGAGCCCGAAGGCUUGAUACCCUCUUCGCUGUUAUCCGGGUCGCUGUCGAUGGCGCUUUGCUACAUUCAGAGAGUUUUUCGUUCAGGACUGCUACAUCCGCAUCCUCGAAUUUUAUGCUUGCAUGGAUCUCAGGAUGGGCCUGAACAAUAUGUUGCCAUCAUGAAUGCAAUAUUCUCUGCACAGCGAUCGAUGGUCCCCAUUGAUUCCUGUUUCAUUGGAGCUCAAAAUUCUGCCUUUCUCCAGCAGGCUUCCUAUAUUACUGGUGGCGUAUAUCUGAAGCCACAACUAUUGGAUGGAACAUUUCAGUAUCUAUCGACAGUUUUUGCCACUGAUUUGCAUUCUCGUCGAUUCUUGCAAUUGCCCAAGUCCGUUGGUGUUGAUUUUCGCGCAUCGUGCUUUUGCCAUAAAAAAACUAUUGACAUGGGCUACAUCUGUUCUGUAUGUUUGUCUAUAUUCUGUAAGCACCACAAGAAAUGUUCAACCUGUGGAUCUGUUUUUGGUCAGCCCCAAUCAGAUGCGGCCUCAGAACCUAACAAGAAAAGAAAGGCUGGAGAUGCAUAAGCUCCACAGCUUCUAUGUUUGUGGUUUCAUCGAUGAAGUCUCUGUUUGUGCAAUUAGGCUCGUAUCUGCAUGUGAAGGCUGCAAUGUGAGCUUCAACUGCAGUGACAUGCCUGGCAAUUAGGGAACUCCCAAACCUGUUAUGCGGAGCAACGACUAAUUUUAGUGAAUGGAGGAUUUUUUUUUGCCCCUCUUGAGUCUUUCUCGCCGAACUGGUGUUGUAGCAAUGGAGGUUUUCUAGUCCCUUCCCUUGAGUUUUUCUUGGGGAACAAAAUUUUUGUAUACUAUAUCAUGUUAAUCCUAAGGGUUGCGAUUAUUUAUGUCCUA
This is a messenger RNA of Syzygium oleosum, 1331 nucleotides long. RefSeq names its product general transcription and DNA repair factor IIH subunit TFB4. Bases 117 to 1007 code for a protein of 296 amino acids. Gene Ontology annotation, biological process: regulation of DNA-templated transcription; nucleotide-excision repair. NCBI's taxonomy places the organism in Eukaryota, Viridiplantae, Streptophyta, Magnoliopsida, Myrtales, Myrtaceae. Gene Ontology annotation, cellular component: transcription factor TFIIH core complex; transcription factor TFIIH holo complex. The transcript is spliced from 12 exons. The record is from RefSeq and is a predicted model, not a curated record.